GCCCGGCCCCCUCGGCGGCGCCGCCAGACGGCGGCGGGCCGGGCCGAGCCCAGCUGAGCCCAGCCUAGCCGAGCCGAGCCCAGGAGCUGCCGGGAAGCCCAUCCCGCCCCGCUCCGCCCCGGCAGCCGCGGCCAUGACCGACAACAUCCCGCUGCAGCCGGUCCGGCAGAAGAAGCGGAUGGACAGCAAGCACCGCAGCGGGUGUUGUGAGUGCUUAAGAUGCUGUGGGAGGAGAGACCCAAGGCCUCGUACCGUUUGGCUUGGCCAUCCAGAGAAGAGAGACCAGAGAUACCCUCGCAAUGUGAUCAACAAUCAGAAAUACAACUUUUUUACGUUUCUCCCUGGGGUGCUGUUUAACCAGUUCAAAUACUUCUUCAACCUUUAUUUCUUGCUUUUGGCCUGCUCUCAAUUUGUCGUUGAAAUGAGACUUGGCGCGCUUUACACGUACUGGGUUCCCCUGGGAUUUGUGCUUGCUGUUACCGUCAUCCGAGAGGCCACGGAGGAGAUCAGAUGUUACAUGCGCGACAAGGAAGUGAACUCGCAGAUCUACAGCAAGCUCACAGCCAGAGGGACUGUGAAGGUGAAGAGCUCUAAUAUACAAGUAGGCGACCUCAUCAUCGUUGAAAAGAACCAGCGGGUCCCUGCUGACAUGAUCUUCCUGAGGACGUCGGAGAAGAAUGGGUCUUGCUUCCUUCGCACUGACCAGCUGGAUGGUGAGACAGACUGGAAACUGCGGCUGCCUGUUACCUGUACUCAGAGACUGCCAACUGCUUCGGACCUACUGCAAAUUCGAUCCUAUGUAUAUGCAGAGGAACCCAAUAUUGAUAUACAUAAUUUCGUGGGGACCUUCACAAGGGAGGACAGUGACCCUCCAGUAAAUGAAAGUUUAAGCAUAGAAAACACCCUAUGGGCCAGCACAGUGAUUGCAUCGGGCACUGUUGUGGGAGUUGUCCUCUACACUGGAAGGGAACUGCGCAGUGUGAUGAAUACUUCGAACCCAAGAAGUAAGAUUGGUCUUUUUGAUUUGGAAGUGAACUGUCUUACCAAGAUCCUGUUUGGGGCUCUUGUGGUGGUCUCGCUUGUCAUGGUGGCCCUUCAGCACUUUGCUGGCCGCUGGUAUCUUCAGAUCAUAAGAUUUCUCCUUCUCUUCUCAAACAUCAUUCCCAUUAGUUUACGUGUGAACCUGGACAUGGGGAAAAUUGUCUACAGCUGGGUGAUCCGCAGAGAUUCCAAAAUCCCUGGGACUGUGGUUCGGUCCAGCACUAUUCCUGAGCAGCUGGGGAGGAUAUCCUAUUUGCUUACAGACAAAACAGGAACUCUUACGCAGAAUGAGAUGGUCUUCAAGCGACUUCACCUGGGAACGGUGGCUUACGGCCUGGACUCCAUGGAUGAAGUGCAGAGCCACAUAUUCAGUAUAUAUACACAGCAACCUCAGGACCCACCUGCUGUGAAGGGCCUUACCUUAGCCACCAAGGUGCGUAAAACCAUGAGCAGCCGAGUGCACGAGGCGGUGAAGGCAAUCGCGCUGUGCCACAACGUGACACCCGUGUACGAGUCCAACGGCGUGACGGACCAGGCUGAGGCCGAGAGACACUAUGAGGACUCCUGCAGGGUGUACCAGGCCUCCAGUCCUGAUGAGGUGGCCCUGGUUCAAUGGACGGAGAGCGUGGGUUUGACGCUGGUGGGCAGGGACCAGUCCUCCGUGCAGCUGAGGACACCGGGUGGCCACAUCCUGAACUUCACCAUCCUCCAGAUCUUCCCCUUCACCUACGAGAGCAAGCGCAUGGGGAUAAUUGUUCGGGAUGAAUCAACAGGAGAGAUCACCUUCUACAUGAAGGGGGCUGAUGUGGUGAUGGCUGGGAUCGUGCAGUACAACGACUGGCUGGAAGAGGAGUGUGGUAACAUGGCUCGGGAGGGCCUGAGGGUUCUCGUCGUAGCCAAGAAGUCUCUGACGGAAGAGCAGUAUCAAGACUUUGAAGCACGCUACGUGCAGGCGAAGCUGAGCGUGCACGACCGCUCCCUGAAGGUCGCCACAGUCAUUGAGAGCCUGGAGAUGGAGAUGGAGCUGCUGUGUCUCACCGGCGUGGAGGAUCAGCUGCAGGCGGAUGUCAGGCCCACUCUGGAGACGCUGAGAAAUGCUGGCAUUAAGGUGUGGAUGCUGACAGGGGAUAAGUUAGAGACAGCCACGUGUACAGCCAAGAACGCGCAUUUGGUGACACGGACACAGGACAUCCAUAUAUUCAGACUAGUGACUAACCGUGGAGAAGCCCACCUGGAGCUGAACGCCUUCCGACGGAAACACGACUGCGCUCUUGUUAUUUCUGGUGACUCGCUGGAGGUGUGUCUGAAAUACUAUGAGUAUGAGUUCAUGGAGCUGGCUUGCCAGUGCCCUGCCGUCGUGUGCUGCAGAUGCGCGCCGACGCAGAAGGCCCAGAUCGUGCGAUUGCUCCAGGAAAGGACCGGCAAACUCACCUGUGCAGUAGGUGAUGGAGGGAAUGAUGUUAGCAUGAUUCAGGAGGCCGACUGCGGUGUUGGAGUUGAAGGAAAGGAAGGAAAACAGGCAUCACUUGCAGCUGAUUUCUCUAUCACUCAGUUUAAACAUCUGGGUCGUUUAUUAAUGGUGCAUGGAAGGAACAGUUACAAACGAUCUGCAGCUCUCAGUCAGUUUGUAAUCCACAGGAGCUUGUGCAUCAGUACAAUGCAGGCUGUUUUCUCAUCAGUAUUUUACUUUGCUUCUGUUCCUCUCUACCAAGGCUUUCUCAUCAUUGGGUACUCCACAAUUUACACGAUGUUUCCCGUGUUUUCUCUAGUCCUGGACAAGGAUGUUAAAUCUGAAGUUGCAAUGCUGUACCCAGAGCUCUACAAAGAUCUUCUUAAGGGACGACCUUUAUCAUACAAAACAUUUUUAAUAUGGGUCUUAAUAAGCAUCUAUCAAGGUAGCAUCAUCAUGUAUGGAGCGCUCCUCCUCUUUGAGUCCGAAUUUGUCCACAUUGUGGCCAUUUCCUUCACGUCCUUGAUUCUCACCGAGUUACUGAUGGUGGCGUUGACGAUCCAGACAUGGCACUGGCUCAUGAUAGUGGCCGAGCUGCUUAGUCUCUCCUGUUACAUAGCUUCUCUGGUCUUCUUGCACGAGUUUAUCGAUGUUUACUUCAUUGCGACUUUGUCGUUCUUGUGGAAAGUCACCGUCAUCACUCUGGUGAGCUGCCUUCCCCUCUACGUCCUGAAGUACCUGAGACGGAGGUUUUCUCCCCCAAGCUAUUCGAAGCUCACAUCCUAGGGCUGCUCUCCUUGCACUCCAGAGACAAAUAUUGCACAUAGCUGAGAGACAAAAUCAUGUAGUUGUUACUAUAACGAAUACGUCCAAUAUUUGCAUAAGGAUCAUGUGGUAAUCUUUAUUACAUGCUGCUUUACUGAAAAAAGACUUCACAACUGCCGUGAACAGAAACCUAACGAUAAAAGGGAAUUUUUUUGAAGGUGGAGGCACUUGUUAGUUCAUCCAGUUCUUGUCACUUUAGUUCAACUUAACUGGGGUCAAAUGCGCAUGACUGCGAUGAUGAUGGGUUUCUCAUGCGAGGUCAAAAGUAUCCGAAAGCUGCUAACCGACCUUGGAAUUUGCAUUUGAUAAAUUUGAGUUACUUUUUAAGUAUCUGUGCUGUUCCUCGCAUUGUGUUAUGUUGUUUUAUUUAUCUUCUUGAUUCAAGUAGUUACAUUCUUUUUACAUCUUGGAAAUCCCUUAAUGUAGGUGAUGCACUAUACUGCUGACAGCUGACUCCUGAUUUAUGGCAUGCUGUUUCCAUAAUGGGGCUCCAGCAUGUCGGAUCUACACACACUUGAGAAUCUGAGCGUGUUCGAGGCUUCCCUUCAGUUGAAAUGUAGUCACCCUAGUGAUUUUGGAGGUAUCCAGCAAUUGAUAAAUACGGAGAAAUGUAGUCCAAAAUUAAGGAAUUCGGUUUUGUUUAGCUUUUGUGCUUCCUGUUAAAAGGAGCUGGUGACAUAAUAGCUUUACUCUGUAUUUAUUUGUAUAGGAAAAAAUUAUCUAAACUAAAGCAAAUCCUCUUUGGAAGAGAAAUUUGCAGUUGAUCAAACUUGAAAUGUGUCGACAACGUGAGAGGAGACUCGUACUGUUCUGCAGGCAGUGUGGCAGAUGUGUCUUGAAUCCUCGGAGACUACAAGGAAAGGUCACAGAGCUGCUACUCCUCACAGCUACACGAAAUCUGUUUCCUGUUAGGGUGAAGCUGCGAAGAUGAGCUGCAAAUAAGCUGAGGCACUCCUAGGUGGGUGUUGGUCGUGACACGCUCCCUGCAGAGAGGCAGUUUUUGGGAACCUUGCACUUGCUUUGCUCUAAAAACCAAACCUGGAUCGCAGAGGCAGGAGUGGGGUUCGUAUGAAGGCGUUAGGCUCGUGUGCAGAGCAAAUUGACUUACCGAUUUUUAAUGUUCAAAAAAUAAAACUCGUUGACUUCUGUUUUUUGUAAUAAGCAUUGGCCCACGGUAUGAUGCCGUGAGGAGAGAGCGCAACGCGUACUUAGGCUGCUCAGGAGAAUGACGGAGAGUUAUGGGAACCUUUUACCAUUGGGUCCGUGCAUCAAGCACGGACGAGCUCUUAGUGGCAGCCGUCCUCAUCUAAUGGUUGUUUAGUCUGUGCUAAAUUAGUUGCUUGCUGUCUCAUUCUCACAUCAUAAAAGCCACUGUCGGAGCUGGCACUGCUUGGUGCCGUUGUUGGUCGGCUGUGCGGAGGGGCCAGGAGCGGCAGAGCCUGAGCUCCCUUCUCCUCUCCGAGGCAGCCCUUCCAAGCCAGGGCAGCCGCGCUGGUGAGAGGAGCAGAAGCUCCCUGCUCGUCUCUGAACCUCUUUAGUGGAGUGCCAGCUUCUGUUGCCAUUGCUACAGGCAUUCCGCUGUCGCAAGCGGCACAAUGCUGCGUUAAAAGGCCUGGUGUUGAAAAUCAGUGGAAAAUGGGAGUGUUAUUUUAAAAGAGCUGGAGUCUGUGUUGACCCAUAGGGGUACGUCUUGAAUUUUCAGAUCUAAGACAGCCGUGGCUUGCGUGGUCGACGUGUGGUAGUUGCUCAGGGGAAUGCUUUGCACAGCCGACCUGCCCUCCUCGCUCGCAGUUCCCGUGGCUUGGGGUGAGUGGAAGGUGCAAGUCCGUAUGACCUUGUCGUUACCGCGCGUGGGGGAAGCCCUCCUGAUUUAGAAAAGUAUGUUUCGAAAUCCUGCAGGAAUAAGAACAGCAAAUGCUCUUUAAUCUAAUACAUUUUUUUUUUCUUUUGUGCCAGUCUUCUGACUACUCUUGUCUGGAGUCCUGAUAAAUAACAACCAGCUUUAGAAACAUCCUGCAGGCUAGGGAAAGGCAAUUCUUAGUGUUCACCUUUUCAUAAUACUUUGAAAAUUUGCCUUUCUUCCCUUCUCUUCUAAAUUUUUUUCCUAAAAAUAAUAAUAAUGUAUUUCUGCCUAUUUGACACGCACGUUCGUGUCGGGAAAGGCCCUAGAAGACCAACGCUUCUCAAUCGUUUGUCUCGUGGAGGGAAAGCGCUGCCCCAGCACCCAUUUGUGGGGGAGUUGGGGCUAACAGCCCGUUGUCAAUGAUGCCGCUUUGCCAAUAAGACACUUAACGUUGUCUUUAUCGUGGCGUGCUACAGCUCCUGGAUCGUGUCGGCCAUGCAGGUGUUCUGGAGUCCCCAGUCAGCCUUUGAUUUGAGUAGAUUUAAAUACAAGAAUCAAAACUUUCUUUUGGCAACUUGCCCGAGAAGUCGAGUCCCUCUUGUCCGCUGGCAAACGCGUCGCGGUGCACGGCUUUGUAAAGCCCUGUCCUUAUCUCGUGCGUAGCAGUAGUUAAGCGUCCUGCAAGAAUAACAGUGCCAUACUCUACUGUAUGUAAAUGUGAGACGGAUGUUUGGUAGAAUCCACUGUUUCCUGAAGUCAAUACAGUUUACACUGAGUGGACCAUAUUUGCAAAAUAUUAGCUUACACCAAGAAAGAGAGUGAGUUGUGCUUUCGGUUACAUUUAUUGAAUCAUAACUUUAAUAAGGAGUGCAUAUUUAGUGGUAUCGAUAGUAAUCUGUAGCUGUGUUUUGGGGUGCGAGUUAUAUUCCUUUGCAGCUAGUUUUUUUGCACAAGGUUGUAAAUCCAGGAAGUAAUUUCUGUCUGGGUAUACACGGCUUUUUUUUUUUUUUUUUAAAGCAAUCAGAAAAUUCAAACUGCCGUCGAACAGACAGCAGGAAAGAGGGACGAUUGUUGUAUUUUUCAAGUUCAGCACUUUAUGUCUGCAAACUGUUUUUCUUAAGUUAUUUUAAAAAUGUUUUUAAAAGCAAAGUUUAAUACAUAUGUUCGUACUUACUGUACAUUUGAAUAAAUGGAUUCUCUGCUGGAAACUUAAUUAAUCUUUUUCCUCUAGUACGCUCAUAAUUUGUGCUUUUUGAGAGCGAAGCAUUGUUUUCUUCUAUGUAGUAUCUUGUUCGUAGCCUUACUUGGAGUUCCUCCUCUUCCUUUUUUUGUUCUGGUUUAUGCACCGGAGCAGUGCGCAGAAGCUGCGCGCGGCGGGACGCUCCAGGCGAUGCGGCGGGGUAGCGGCGCGUGUCUCUGCUCUUGCUUCCUGUGGCUGCUUUCGGGAAGCCGACGCUCGGCGCUGUGCUGCUGCGGCGGUUGUUACGUGGAGGUUUUGUGACAUGCGCUGGUCUCUUCUUGCAUCUCUGCAGUAACUCCAGGUGUGUCGCAACCCUCUUCGUGUUUUUCCUGUUUAAGUUCCCUCCGUAGAGCUUGUCCUGUUUAUCUUUGCAAACGUUUGGGUUGCUCAGCCCAGCGCAAUCGAAACGCAACAUUCUUUAUUGAACAGCAGCAGCUCAAAUCUGUGCAAGGUCUUAUCAGAACUGGGCUGGGGAGCGACGGGUGGCAUCCCCGGUGUCUCCCUCGGUGUCGAGAACUACGUGCUGGGAGCUACAGCGGUGGCUGGACCAAACUGAGCAGCACCAAAGGCGUCGUUUUCCUGUGGUCUGCUGAACUAACAGAGCUAAACGCCGUGACAACCUCUCUCGUCCUCGGCAACUGCUGAGGGAAAAUCUGCGAUAGUUGAGCUGAGUUUGUCAGGGAGCCCCAGAGGGUUAGAUACGUGAAUGCCUAAAGCUUGUCUUUUGGCUUGACCUUUGGAAGAAAGCUGCUGCGCCGCCUGAUGCGUCAUAAAUCCGUGGCUUGCACAAGCAGCGCUCUAAAGCGGGCGCGCGAACGGCUGUCGCGGGCAGCUCCCCGUCACGGGGUCUGUGCCCGCAACUGUUCGGAUGGGGUUUGUCUCGGCUCCGCAGCUGCUGGUGCCAGCCCAGUGCCCGCUAAAAUCUUCAGCGUGAGCUGGACGGGCUCUUUUAUUUAUUAUUAGUUCUUUCGUAAUUAAUAAACGGUUUGGUCUGCAUGAAGUCCUGGGUUCUACAGCUUUGCCAAUAUGGUCCAUUACUACUGCCUACCACAACCUGUGUACUUAUAUGCCUUUGAGAACAUUUUUAAUUGUUAAAAUUGUUAAAAAAUAAAUGUGACGUUAAUUUAAUUUUUAAUUGGGGAAACGGAUUCCCGUGUCAAAAUAAUAUUUACUGUGAUGCUGAUGUUUUGUACCUGUCAUCUAGUUAAACAGCGUGUAAAUACUCUUGAUUCAAGAGAAAUACGAAUGCCGACUAUUUAUUGUUCUGUGGAGUUCUGUGUUGCAGAUGUGUAAAAACUUAAAAGGGAAUGUUGUAAAACAAGGUGGAAAAAUAAAUUUUAUGCAACUUC
Molecule: messenger RNA, 7748 nt
Organism: Phalacrocorax carbo (great cormorant)
Lineage: Eukaryota; Metazoa; Chordata; Aves; Suliformes; Phalacrocoracidae
Source: RefSeq, a predicted model, not a curated record